This is a messenger RNA of Gracilinanus agilis (Agile Gracile Mouse Opossum), 1086 nucleotides long. It is a transcript of the gene KLHDC8A, whose product is annotated as kelch domain containing 8A. The transcript is spliced from 5 exons. Lineage: Eukaryota; Metazoa; Chordata; Mammalia; Didelphimorphia; Didelphidae. The coding region runs from base 1 to 1086 and encodes 361 amino acids. Gene Ontology annotation, molecular function: protein binding. The record is from RefSeq and is a predicted model, not a curated record.
AUGGAUGCCCGGACAGUGCCACCCAUGACUGCCAUGGAGGUGCCCAGCAUCAAAGAUUUCCACUGGAAGACCCUGGCCCCACUGCCAAGCCGGCGAGUCUACUCCUCCCUGGUGGAGGCUGGAGGACAGGUCUAUGCCAUAGGAGGCUGUGAUGACAAUGGGGUUCCCAUGGACUGCUUUGAGGUCUACUCCCCGGAUGCUGACCAGUGGACUUCCUUGCCCCCCAUGCCAACGGCCAGGGCUGGGGUGGCCGUCAUUGCCCUGGGGAAACGGAUCAUGGUGAUUGGGGGUGUGGGAACCAAUCAGCUGCCCCUGAAGAUUGUGGAGAUGUACAACAUCGAUGAGGGCAAGUGGAAGAAGAGAAGUGUGCUGAGGGAGGCUGCCAUGGGCAUCUCUGUCACUACAAAAGAUUACCGAGUGUAUGCAGCAGGAGGAAUGGGACUAGAUCUCCGCCCCCAUAAUCACCUACAGCACUAUGACAUGCUCAAAGACAUGUGGGUCUCAUUAGCCCCCAUGCCCACCGCAAGAUAUGCUGCCACUUCCUUUCUCCGAGGUUCCAAGAUCUAUGUGCUGGGAGGUCGUCAGUCCAAGUAUGCUGUUAAUGCCUUUGAGGUCUUCGACAUUGAAACUCGCUCAUGGACCAAAUUUCCCAACAUCCCCUGCAAACGAGCCUUCUCCAGCUUUGUCCCCAUGGAUGGCUACCUGUACAGCCUGGGGGGCCUGAGACAAGGUCGCCUCUAUCGACAGCCCAAGUUCAUGAGGACUAUGGAUGUCUUUGACAUGGAACAGGGAGGUUGGAUGAAGAUGGAGCGGUCUUCAUUCCUAAAGAAGCGCAGAGCCGACUUUGUAUCAGGCUCCUUAAGUGGUCGAGUCAUAGUGGCUGGAGGCCUGGGGAACCAGCCCACAGUCCUGGAGACAGCCGAGGCCUUCCACCCAGGGAAGAACAAAUGGGAGAGCCUGCCCCCAAUGCCCACUCCCCGCUGUGCCUGUUCCAGCAUCAUCAUCAAGAACUGUCUCCUUGCAGUGGGAGGCGUCAAUCAGGGACUGAGUGAUGCUGUGGAAGCCCUGUGUGUCUCAGACUCCUAG